Messenger RNA from Monopterus albus (swamp eel), 1010 nucleotides. It is a transcript of the gene tcima, whose product is annotated as transcriptional and immune response regulator a. Gene Ontology annotation, cellular component: nucleus; cytosol. Gene Ontology annotation, biological process: endothelial cell activation involved in immune response; negative regulation of Notch signaling pathway. The record is from RefSeq and is a predicted model, not a curated record. Gene Ontology annotation, molecular function: Notch binding. The coding region runs from base 152 to 454 and encodes 100 amino acids. The transcript has a single exon. NCBI's taxonomy places the organism in Eukaryota, Metazoa, Chordata, Actinopteri, Synbranchiformes, Synbranchidae.
UCUGGGUUUCUGCACUCCUUUACUCAGUUGCUCAAAGAGAAAGCAGCUCUGGAGAAACACUGCCCACCAAGCAACUCAUCCUCGCCGAGUUGGAGGGCUACGCUUGGAGCAGAGAAACACCAGACAUCCACCAGAGAAACAAAGAGACAAGAUGUCGAGCUACGUGUAUUCUGACUGCCGACGUGUCAGCCCCUCUGUCCAUGGCAACAAGUUUGACACCGCGCACCGUAAGAAGGCCGUGGCCAACAUUUUCGAGAACGUCAACCAAGACGCGGUGAUGAGACUCUUUAAGAAAACGGGCGACAUGAAGGCGGAGGAGAGAGUGAGGAGCAUCUUCUCCUACAGCCAGGACCCGGAGGAGACAGCCCGGGCCCUGAUGGCUCUGAAGCAGCGGAAGAAGGACAAAUUCCUGCGGAUCGCAGGGAUGGUCCGACAGCUGCUCAAACUGCGCUGACUGUUUACCAGGCUUUCACCGCCUGUGUCUCGCUGUCGGCUCAUUUGUGGGCCGAUUGUGAAAACCGUUGUGACUGGAUUACCUCGGAAGAUGCAACUCACUUGUCACCUGCAAAGAAGUGCCAGGUGCCAAGGGACAUGUGUAUCCAGUCGUCUGCAGGGCAUCAGGCAGCAGCCGUCGCCUCGUGGACUGAGCAAACAGCGGAGGGUCCUGCCUGGAGCGAAGGAGCCUGAUGAACUGAGUGGGGCUAUGAAGGCCAUACACGCCUUCCCAGAGACUUGAAUCCAGUAUUGCAUUACUGUGUAUGCGUGACUGUGAAGCAGCAUCUUGUACAGGUGCACACGGCUGUGUUGAUGCUGGUGCACAACUGCAGUAUGAGACUUUAUAGUGUGUAGAACUUGCAGACAUGAAUGCCUGCCCUGAACACAUGUCUUGUCUCUCAACUUCGUUUUAUUAUAUGAGCACUACUCAGUAGUGGCCACUGAUGUGUUAUUGUCACAAAAAAGCACAAUGAUUUGCACAUUUCCUUAUUUGUAAUUUUAAUAAAUUAUUCCAA